AUGGAUCAGGCUUGUUCUAACCAAAAUGGGAAAAUCUGGAUCUUCUGGAAUGCUGAUAUUCAAUGUCAAAUUCUAGAAAAUGAGGACCAACAUAUUACUUGUGAGCUGAAUCAUGUAGAAUGCAAAGAGAAAUAUAUGAUCUCUUUCAUCUAUGCAAAAUGUAAGGAUCAUCUCAGAAGGCCCUUUUGGGACAAACUCAUGCAACUUUCAGAUAAAGACAUUCCUUGGUGCACUAUGGGAGACUUCAAUAUGAUCACUUCUAUUGAAGAAAAACAAGGAGGGGUUCCUUACAACAUGAACAAAAGCUUUGAUUUCCUUAGUGUUAUAGAAGCAUGUGGUUUAAUGGAUUUGGGGUACAGUGGUCAUCACUUUACCUGGUGCAACCAAAGAGCUACUGAAGCCAGGGUUUGGAAGAGAUUGGAUAGGGCUAUGACUAAUAAUAAAUGGCUUGAACACAUGCCUCAGACCACUAUAACUCAUUUACCUGCAGUGGGGUCUGACCACAACCCUUUGCUAAUGGAAAUAGCUGUUAGAAGAAGUACAGGGCAACCCAAUGUGGAAACUUCACCGAAAAUGAAGAGACUUGCUUCUACCCUUAGUAACUUGUCAAGAAGAGAGUUUGGGGAUAUUUUUACAGUUAUUACAGAAUAUGAAGAACAAGUGAGACAGGCUGAAGAAGAGGGUGAUGAAAAUAUUGCCAAGGCUGCCUGUGUUUAUUUCCAAGAGACCUUUACAGGGCACGAGAAUAGAAUUGCAGAGAAUAUUCUUCAGUGUCCAGAUGGUUUUAGAGGGAUGUUUUACCAAGCCUGCUGGGACAUUAUCCAAGAUGAGCUACUUGAAGCAGUUCUUGCCUAUUUCAGUGGUCACAUAAUGCCUAAGUUCAUGUCUCACUCUUGUUUACUGUUAUUGCCUAAGGUGGAGCAUCCCAAUAGGCUCAAUGAAUUCAGACCUAUUAGUCUCAGCAAUUUCACCAAUAAAACUAUUUCCAAAAUUCUUUGUCUCAGAUUGGCUCCCAUUCUACCUCAUCUCAUCUCGGAGAAUCAAUCAGGUUUUGUUAGAGGAAGGAGCAUCUCUGAAAACAUUAUGCUGGCCCAAGAGAUUACUCAUAACAUUAAAAAACCUAAGGAAGGUGAUAAUGUGGUAAUCAAGCUCAACAUGGCCAAGGCCUAUGAUAGAGUGUCUUGGUCCUUCACUUGUUUAGUGUUGAGGGCUAUGGGCUUUGGUGAGGUCUUUAUUGACUUGGUUUGGAGAACUAUGAGCAACAACUGGUACUCAGUCAUUGUCAAUGGUACUAGACAUUGCUUCUUCCACUCCACAUGA
This is a messenger RNA of Solanum stenotomum, 1320 nucleotides long. RefSeq lists its product as uncharacterized. The record is from RefSeq and is a predicted model, not a curated record. NCBI's taxonomy places the organism in Eukaryota, Viridiplantae, Streptophyta, Magnoliopsida, Solanales, Solanaceae. The coding region runs from base 1 to 1320 and encodes 439 amino acids. The transcript has 4 exons.